Funneliformis caledonium is the source of this 3066-nucleotide messenger RNA. NCBI's taxonomy places the organism in Eukaryota, Fungi, Glomeromycota, Glomeromycetes, Glomerales, Glomeraceae. The record is from the annotation of a GenBank genome assembly.
AUGUCUAUCAAAGACGAUGAUGGUCAGAAAAGAUAUCAAAUUGCCAUCAGUCAAGAUGGAAAAUAUGCUGUCACGUUUGAUGCAGCAACCUUACAGAUCAAAAUUUUAAAAAAUACCGAUCAUCGCGAAUUCGACACGGAAACAAAGAACGUCGAAAGUUCUGAACCAAAUGUUUCCAAUGAAAUCAAUGAAAGUUCUGAAAUCAAUAAACCUAUUGUUCAUUUUGAAUUACAUGAAGAUUUAUCUAUCUAUAAAUUCUAUACGAUUGACGACGAUCCUACGUCCAAAACUCCGAGUGAUGUCUAUGAUAGAUGGUCGAUCGAUAUAUCCAACAUAGAAGACGAAAAUUUUAUUUUUAUUGCAGCAUCUCGAAUAGAUAAGAAAUUUAUGAAAAAAACGGGAGAGUAUAAAACACGAGAUGAAAAAGUUAAAAUGAUUGCAAAAAAUUACAAUGAUGGAGAUGUUUGUAUAGAUGUACAUUGUUUCCCGAAUGAUCAAACAGAUUGUGAAACCGCUAUUUAUUGUCUUAAAUUAGAAGAUGAGAAAAUUCAAGAACUUAUUAAUUAUAAUAGAUUAUCGGGAAUUUGUAAAUUUGUGCCAAAAGAGAGUGACAAUGAUAUAAAAGAUGUUGAUAUUUCAAAAAAAUUUAUUUUAUUGAACUAUAAUGGUAUAUAUAGCUUUGAAUAUAAUAAGGAAAACAAAACUUUUAAUUUUGUGGAGAGAUUUAAUUAUCCGAGAAUCGUCAUGAAUGAAAUUGAGGAAGUGUCACGGGAAGAUUCACAGGAUUGCAUGAAUCUACUCCUUUCACACAUUAAUAAAAAAUAUUUUUUGAUCGAGGAAAAAAAUGGCGACAAAAAAGGCGACGACGAAAAAGUUCUUGAAGUUUAUGAUCUAGAAAACAUGCAAUUGGAAACUAGUUUAAAUAUCAGUAUUGUUGACGAUAACGAAAAUUACAAAAAAGUUUACUCGAUUGAUAAGCAAAAAUUACAAAUUUGUUUUUCUCUAGGACCUCAAACUAUUGGGAUAUUUCUUUUGGAGCAUGGAUCGGAAAUCGCAAUUAGAAAAUUUGAAGAGAUCAACAAUAUUCAAUUGAUUGAAUUCAUCAACAGCGAUGAGAAAUUACUUUUGAUUGGCAGUGAUUCUGAAAAUGAUGAUCUAAAUAUUAUUAUCUGGGAUAUAUAUGAUACUGACAAGGUUGACGAGGUUGAAAAAAUAUCAUUAGAACAUCUUACAGCGCAACAUCUUAGUAUUUGCUUAGCUAGUACCUCCGGCAAUCUUUUGCAAGUUAAUGAUGAGGGGAAAGUUACAUCAAUUCUCAAGAUGAUUGAGGAGGUCAAAGCAAACAAUGAAAAUAAUGAAAGUAAAUCAGAAAAUCCUGAUUUGAAAAUAUAUGAUCCAAAAUCUAAAGAACUACCACCAUAUAAAAAUUUUGAAAAUCACACUAUAUACUUUUAUGAAAAAAUCGAUGGUAAUUUCGAUAAUAUCAAACCAGCAAUUGAAGAUCCGGAACCAUGGGUAUCAAAUAAAUAUAAAAAAAUUUCGUUUUGUCUUUAUUAUGAUGGUUUAGAAUCUUUACAACUUAUAGUUGAUAAUCAAAAAAAUGAACACCACCACAGAUUACAUAUUGCAAAUGUUCGAUUUGGUUUGAAAUAUUUUCGCAUGGAGGUUUAUUGGUAUGAAAAAGAGUCUGAUGACGAAAAAAUAAUUGAAUGGAAUGAUAUCAAUGAUAACGCAAAUGGAAUAAGAUAUGCAUGUGAAGCAUUAAAAUCUCUUAAUAUGCAUGCAAAAGCUCGUACAAGUUAUUUUAAAAUACAUAAAUACCAUGAAAUAGUCAAGUAUAUUAAUCAUAUAGUCGGGAGAUUUACUGAAAAACGACCACAACGAUAUAGAUUACUAGACGUUCGUUAUCGUAUUAUGAAGAAUUUAAUUCUUGGUGAUUGUGAUCAUUUAAUUCACUGCCUCUUAUUUGGAUUCGGCAUGGAUCUCUAUAUACCAAAACAUAAGUUUUGGUAUGAGGAACGUAAAAAUCUUGAAUAUAUUAUAAUAGAUGAAGACAUGAAUUUAAGAAUAGGGAAAAAGGAAGGUGAAAAUCCAGAAACAGAUGGUAAGCCCAAUUUACACGUUGAACUUCCAACGACAGACGUGAAUUUAGCAAUUUUUCAUUUUAGAGAUCGUAAACCAAAUGAUACAAUUAUAAUUACAUAUAUUUUAAAAUAUUAUGUAUCGUAUGCAGAAAAUUUUUGUAAUUUGUUAAAAAUGGUUUCCGAAACAUUUUAUUUAUUGAAUACAUUAAAAUAUGAAGAGUGUAUCAGAGUGUUAAAAAAUGAAUCGAACACAUUUGAGAAGGACUCCUUGAUUGAUUCAGAUGCUAGCAAAGAUCUAUUAGAAAAAUUUAAAUUAAAACUCACAUCACCCGAAGAUGACAGGAUCACCAAAUUUCAACGAAACACUGAUUAUACAUUAAUACUUAAAAAUAUUCUAUUAUUUAUAUUUAUACCACGAUGGUACAAUAACAAGGAUAGAACUAAAUAUGAAAAUGUUGAUGAUAUUUUUGAUCUCCCAGAUAUCGAAAAAACUAUUCAAUAUCGUUGGCCAAAUGAUAGUAAUUCUACAAUAAGUGAAGGUACUACAAAUUCAUCCGAUAAUCCAUUCUCUACAUUUCCUACUACAUUAGACGCUGCAUACUUUUGGACUAAUGGUAAUUGGAUUCAAAGGGAGCUGUUUAAAUCUUGGUCUGUUGAAAUAUUUACUAUAAUUACUAGCCUUUUGAUUGUAAUAAUUUUGCAGAAUAUGCUAAUUGCUAUUAUGGGUAAUGUUUAUGAAAGUGCUGCGGAUAAAAGUAAGCAAGCAGUAUUAAAGUAUAAAGCAAUACAAAUAUCAGAUUAUGAUAAAUUACAUCAUCGCUUUGAUUUUUGGUACCAAGAUCCAAAAGUUGUUCCUUCUAAAAAAAGUGUAAGAAAAUUUAUAAAAGCCAGCCAUCAAGAUAAAUAUAUAUCAGGGUUUGCUACAGAUUUAGAUUACGAUCAAUAUUCAAUUUGGAGAUUUGAUAAUGAGGAGAUUGGAUAA